AUGGGCAUACGACCCUCGCACCUUCCAACACCUGGCACCUUGGGACGGCCACCUGGCGACACACAGGCGCCAAACGAGGAGAGCACAAGGCCUCCUGAGUUUCACCCGGAUGUUUUCGGGGCCAAACAGCGUGCGGCGGCUGAGCUCAUCAAGGCCGUGCGAGCGCGGAAGGGCGGUCUCCGAGCUAUCCUCAAGCUCUCUGAUGGCCAAUUCGAGGAGGCAAAGAAGGAUCUGGCGAAGACUAUGGAGCAGUCCGUCCGAGAAGUCAUCAAGUCGUCGAAGUGA
Molecule: messenger RNA, 285 nt
Organism: Diaporthe citri
Lineage: Eukaryota; Fungi; Ascomycota; Sordariomycetes; Diaporthales; Diaporthaceae
Exons: 2
Coding region: 1-285 (94 amino acids)
Source: RefSeq, a predicted model, not a curated record